Messenger RNA from Olea europaea var. sylvestris, 2257 nucleotides. RefSeq lists its product as uncharacterized. Bases 60 to 2093 code for a protein of 677 amino acids. Gene Ontology annotation, molecular function: protein binding. NCBI's taxonomy places the organism in Eukaryota, Viridiplantae, Streptophyta, Magnoliopsida, Lamiales, Oleaceae. The transcript is spliced from 7 exons. The record is from RefSeq and is a predicted model, not a curated record.
AGAGAGAGAGAGAGAGAGAGAGAGAGAGAGAGACAGAGACAGAGGGGGGGAAAAGAGAAAUGGAACCUCUUAGGCAAAGUGUCUCCUCUAUUUUUGCGCUGGAGGAAAUCAAGAAUAAUUUGUUCAGAAAUGCCAUGAAUGGCAAAUGGGUUGAAGUGAUCAAAAUAUAUGCAGAACAUCCAGAGGCUCACAAAGCCAAGAUCACCAGAUCAAAAGACACUGCGUUACAUAUAGCCAUAUCAGAAGGCCAAGUUACCAUUGUCGAACGACUGAUGCAGAUUUUGCGAAAACAAGAAAAUGUGGGUGAGGUUUUAACAAUUGGCAAUGAACAGGAAAAUACGCCUCUUCAUUUGGCCGCGUCCCUUGGGAAUGUAGAGAUGUGCAGACUCAUUGCUGAUGUCGACUCGACACUAAUUGGGAAACGUAAUAAGGAUGAAGAGACUCCUUUCUUCCAGGCUGUUUUAAAUGGCAAGAGGGAUGCUUUUCUUUGCUUACAUUACAUUUGUAAGCCAGACGAACGCUAUUCGUACUGCAAGAAGAAACAUGAUGGAGAGACAAUUCUGCAUUCAGCCAUUUCAGGAGAAUAUUUUGAUUUAGCAAUUCAUAUAAUUCGGUUAUACCCGAAACUAAUGAACGCGGUCACCGUGGAUGGAGUAACACCACUUCAUCUUCUGGCAUGUAAGCCUUCUGCAUUCAGAAGUGGAAGUUAUAUAAGAGGGUUUCACAAACUUAUUUACUACUGUAUAUUUGUUGAUGAACCUGAGGACACUGUCACGGUUCACGCUUUGCAACAAGGCUCGCAAUUUGAUACCAAAGCAAGUUGUCCAGAAAACUAUCACACCUGCUUUGGAUUUGUUCAUUUAGUGAGCAAAAUAUUUCGAGUACUGACGGGAUGUGAUAAAAAUGAGAACAAGGAGAAAAAAGAUGCAGGAAGUUGUGAAAAUGAGAUCAAGGGGACAAGAGAUGCAGAAAAUCCCAAGGAUAAGCAAUCUGAUAUACAAAGACAGCAACCUGAUACUAAUCAUGGGCGUUCACACCUUCCUCCUAAUUAUGUCACAUGCUUUAAUGCCAUUAAACUCAUAUCCAAAUCAAUAUUGGUUAUUCUUGGCUUUGGGUCUCGUGACAUUGUAAAGCUACGCGAAAAAAAAGAAAAGCACAUUUGGUCAGUCCAAAUCAUGAAUGAGCUUCUUGAACAAGCUUCUCCCUAUGAGUAUGAAAAUAGUGGAGAGAGUCCCCAACGUUUUAUGUCGCAUAAACACGAUGAAGAAAGUCCUUUCUCAGUUCUUGGUGCAGGAUUCCCGUCUGAUAUUCCUAGUGUUGACCAUUUGUCCAAGCCGGAUGAUGAUCAAACACCCAAAACUAGCGAUAGAGUGGAAAGGAAAAAUGGCACCAAUGGAAAUGGUAACAAAAAAAAGAGUCAGGAAAUCGAAAAUGGGGAGACACCACUACUUAUUGCUGCAAAGAACGGUGUGGCCGACAUGGUGGAAAAGAUUAUUACACUUUUCCCGGUGGCUAUUCAUGACAUGAACACAAGCAAGAAGAACGUAGUAUUGUUGGCGGUGGAAAAUAGGCAGCCUCGUGUUUACAAGUUUUUACUCAAGAAGACGAUAAUGAAAGAAUCCGUUUUUCGGAAGGUAGACAAAGAUGGGAAUAGUGCUUUACAUCUUGCUGCAAAGCUGGGAGAUAAUCGGCCUUGGCUUAUACCUGGCGCUGCAUUGCAGAUGCAAUGGGAAAUAAAGUGGUACGAGUUCGUCAAGGAUUCCAUGCCAUUGCACUUCUUUGUACGUCACAACAAGGAGAGCAAGACCGCAAGGGACAUAUUCACUGAAAGUCACAAGGAACUCGUCAAGAAUGGCAGCAAAUGGCUCAUCAACACCUCCACGUCAUGCUCCGUCGUGGCAGCCCUCAUAGCCACUGUCGCUUUUGCCACUUCCUCCACCUUUCCAGGGGGCUUUAAGGAAGAAAGCGACAAACCCACCUUCGCAAACGAGCCAGCAUUUAACAUAUUCUCCGUAGGAUCCCUUGUAGCACUCUGUUUCUCUGUGACAUCAGUGAUCAUGUUCCUAGCAAUACUCACCUCCAGGUGCUAUUGAAUUAUCUUAUCUAAGAAUUUAAGCUGUUACACACAAUACACAUGCCACUGCCACCCAUAUUAAGAUUUUUUCAUCAAAGUCUAUGCGAGAUUUGAUAUCAAAACUAUUUCAUGUGCUGUGUAAUACUAUAUAGAGCUAUAUCAUCUAAAAAAAUAAGCUGUUUG